AUGGUCUCUUGCUCGGUUGAAAGUGCUGAUAAACUUCUUAUUCGGGACAGUGCCGGUGUUUACUACAUUGUAAAUGUUUUGCAUAAUCCUAAAAAUUUGGCGGAUUCAAUCUUCUCUGACAUUGAUUCUUCUACGCCAAAUUUGGUAACUGACGAAGAUUCUACUGCAUCUAACACUUGGAUCUAUUACAAAAAUAUCAAAUAUAUAUUGGAUGCAUGUUAUGAAGAAUACCGAAUGUUGCCUACAUGGGAUGAACGUUCCCCUGGUGAUAUUCUUGAUGCGAAACCUCUAACGCCGAAUGACGUGGAACGUAGGCGAUCAAUUUACGACGAGAAUGACAUUCCAAUUCCUCUACGAACUGUCGGGCAACUAUUGCUAAAAGAGGGUCUAAAUCAAUUUUAUGUCUUUCAAAUUGUCAGCUGCAUUAUUUGGUUUUUUGAUACUUAUUACUACUAUGCAACUGCAAUCAUUGUGAUUUCAGGGAUUUCCCUCUUUUGGAACAUUUACGAACUUAGAAAGAAUGAGAAAGCACUUCAUGAUACAGUUACCUCUUAUGGUGAAGUAAACGUUUGCCGUGAUAUCAAUGGAGUUCAACAAUUCUUCCCAAUCAACUCGACUGGCCUGGUACCUGGGGACAUCAUUGAAAUCCCUCGUGAUGGUUGUACUAUAUUUUGUGAUGCUGUUCUCCUUCAGGGCAAUUGUAUUGUCAAUGAAAGCACACUCACUGGUGAAAGCGUGCCUGUAACCAAGAUUCCCUUCGUCGGCCAAAGCAGUCCCGACGGAGGUUCUCCGCUCUUUGAGCUUAAAGCAUCCUCCAAGAGUGUUCUCUUCUGCGGUACCUCAGUGAUUCAGUCGCGUAACUUUUCCGACCAGAAGGUCCUUGCAGUGGUUGUUCGAACUGGAUUUCGCACCGCUAAAGGAGAGAUGGUUCGUGCCAUUCUCUUCCCCAAACCCAUGAAAUUCGCCUUCACAAGGGAUGCCAAUAGAUUCAUUGGUCUCCUGGCCAUUGUGGCUGUAGGCGGUUUCGCUUUAUCGGUCUACCUACAAGUAAGUUAUGAGUUUCAUUUCUCGUGUGAAUUGAACGGUUUCACACACGGACUGUUUUGUUGGCUAAUUUUUUGUGUAGCACGGGGAAUAUUUUCUCCCCUACUAUUGAUUGUUCUAUAA
This is a messenger RNA of Rodentolepis nana, 1167 nucleotides long. The record is from the annotation of a GenBank genome assembly. Lineage: Eukaryota; Metazoa; Platyhelminthes; Cestoda; Cyclophyllidea; Hymenolepididae.